UCGAAAAGAAAAAACAAGAAAGAAGCGAUGCGCUAAACACAAAACCCUGGCAGGAAUGGAGGACACUCCGGAGUGACCAACAAAGAUAUCGAGGUAGCUACAGCCCUUUUCGCCUUUCACCUUAUCCAGGAAUUCGUGUCUGUCGUCUUCGGGUUGGACCUCCGCUUCUCCGACUUUCAUUUCUCAUUAUUUGUAUAGAACUUCCUCAAUACACAGCUCAUUGAAGGUGAAUCUCAUGGCGUAUUCUCAUGAACGCGAUUUCUUGUUUUGUGACCUUUGCGGAACAAUGCUAUCUAUGAAAUCAACUAAACACGCUAAAUGCCCUCAAUGCAAGUUUGAGCGCAGUAUGAAAGAGAUUUGUAACAGAGAAAUAUCUUAUGUAAUCACAACUGAGGAUAUCAGAAUGGAGCUGGGUAUCUCGCUGAUUCGUGACCAGGAAGUACAAUUAUCAAAGGUGAAAAAGAAGUGUGAAAAAUGCUAUAAUGAUGAGGCUGAGUUUUGGACUAUGCAGAUGAGAUCAGCAGAUGAAGGGCAGACUACAUUUUAUCGCUGUACCAAAUGCGGCCAUAAGUAUUCAGAGAAUUAAGUUUGUACCAAAUAUGAGAUUUCAGGACAGGCAUGAAUGUGGUUUACCUCUCCUCUGGCAUCAAUGAGAAAUACCCUUCAUUGAAGUGGCCUGCCCUUUCUCUCCCUGUCCUGUUUACUCUAUGAUCUGUUAACUGUUAGCUGUGUAUGAAAAUAUGUUUAUUGAUCAUUGUUCUUCCUA
Messenger RNA from Corylus avellana, 766 nucleotides. Its product is annotated as DNA-directed RNA polymerase I subunit RPA12-like protein. NCBI's taxonomy places the organism in Eukaryota, Viridiplantae, Streptophyta, Magnoliopsida, Fagales, Betulaceae. The record is from RefSeq and is a predicted model, not a curated record. Gene Ontology annotation, biological process: termination of RNA polymerase I transcription; DNA-templated transcription. Gene Ontology annotation, cellular component: RNA polymerase I complex. Gene Ontology annotation, molecular function: nucleic acid binding; zinc ion binding.